Molecule: messenger RNA, 4554 nt
Organism: Amyelois transitella
Lineage: Eukaryota; Metazoa; Arthropoda; Insecta; Lepidoptera; Pyralidae
Gene: mahj
Product: protein mahjong
Exons: 34
Coding region: 244-4539 (1431 amino acids)
Biological process (GO): protein ubiquitination
Cellular component (GO): nucleus; Cul4-RING E3 ubiquitin ligase complex
Molecular function (GO): protein binding
Source: RefSeq, a predicted model, not a curated record
GUACUGGUACAUCCCUAUUAGAUGUUAAGUGCGCGGCAUAAAGACAAUAGAUAGAUUUUCCCUGUUACGAAUUUAAUUUUAUAAUUGUUAAGAUAAUAUAUCUUGUACAGUGAAGUAAAGUAUUUAUAAAUAGCACGGUAUAACUGAAUUUAUCUCCAACUGCUACUACAAAUGUGUGAUCGGCUAGUUGACAACUGGUCAUUGAGGUUAUAUUACCGUUUCUAGUUGAAAAAUUGGAUUAAAAUGGAUUCAGCACCAGCCCAGGAGGUAACUGAACUGCUCCGACAAUGGGAGGAGCAGCAUACGUCCCCAAGCUACGACCCGAUCCCUACCCUGACGAGGAUAGCGGAGAUAAUAGAGGCGGAGACUGAGAAUUUCAUGAAGAAGGACCCAGAUCCCUUCGAUGAGAGGCACCCGUCGCGGACUGACCCCGAAUGUGCUCUCGGGCAUGCACUCAAAGUCAUGUUCAAGAAAGACAAUUUUAUGACCAAGUUGGUGAACGAUUACGUCCGCGACACGUAUUACUCCCGGCAGAACAUCACGGGCAGAGACGUGCACGCGCUGAACGUGUGCGCGUGCCGGCUCACGCUCGACCUGAUGCCGGGGCUCGAGAUGAGCGUGGUGUUCCAGGAUAACGAGGUUCUCAUACACCGUCUAGUGAGCUGGGCGACCAAUUCCCCGGAGCCGCUGCAGUGCUACGCGACAGGUCUGCUCGCAGCCGCCAUGGAGGUGCAGGAGAUAGCUACCAACUUCAGAGAUUUAAACGCAAUGCUGGUACCUCUGAUGCUGCAAAGGCUUCACGCCCUUAGGAACAAGGGGCAGGAGGAAAAGAUGAACCAGAGCACUGUGACGCCGCCGAACCAGACGCGACACUUCGCGAGGUUCGACAAGAGGCGAGCCAACGACGCCAAGAGCAACGGACCCACGCCGGAAAAGAAGGACCGCGAGAAGGACGAAGGCGGGGGGGGCGACAUGCAAGUGGACGAGGAGCCGCCCGUAGACCCGGAGACACCGGUCAAGAACUACAAUUGCGUUGAAACUUCCCCGUCUCCCGGCUUGAUGUCGCCGCCCGCGCGGCGUUGCCGUCCCGCGCCCGCGCCGCACGAGACAGAGUCCAACUCCAGCUGGGCCGAGAUGGAGACUUAUGUUAUAGGUAACAUACAAAUCCACCCGCCCACGGACGCGACCAAGCAGAUGUUGAUACUGAGGUAUCUCACACCCAUGGGGGAGUACCAGGAGUUCCUGUCGCACGUGUUCGAACAGAACGCCCUGGGUCUGAUCCUGGGGUACUUGAACGUGCGCGAGUCCCGCGACUCGAGGCUGGCGUUCGAGGCGCUCAAGUACCUGGCCGCUCUGCUCUGCCACAAGAAAUUCUCCAUCGACUUUAUCAACAUGGGCGGAUUGCAGAAAUUUCUAGAAGUCCCCCGUCCGUCGGUAGCGGCGACUGGCGUGUCCAUAUGUCUUUACUAUCUGGCUUACUGCGAGGACGCCAUGGAGCGCGUCUGCCUUCUACCGAGGCGGACACUCUCCGACCUAGUCAAAUACGCAUUGUGGCUGCUCGAAUGCUCCCACGACUCCGGGCGUUGCCACGCGACCAUGUUCUUCGGCCUCUCGUUCCAGUUCAGGGUCAUAUUGGAGGAGUUUGAUAACCAGGACGGCCUUCGGAAGCUGUACAACGUGAUAUCGACCCUCCCGAUCCUCGGCUCUGAUGAUGAGGAGCUGCCGGUGUCCGAGGACGAGACGUGCGCCGCGCGGCAGAUCGUCCGCCACGUCUGUGUGGCACUCAAGAGGUAUCUAGAAGCACAUUUGAGGCUCCGAGCUGCGUUAGUAUUGAGGCUCCAGGGCGACAACGUGCCUGAACCGCCGCCUUAUAAGGCAUCAAAGUCAUCUCCAGAGGAGAUCCAAGAGCAAAUCGAACUGCUCCAAAGCGUGGCGUGGUCCCCGUGGGCGCCUGUGGACGAACUACUGGAGCUGGGUGGCAUCGCGCUGCUGCUGCAGGUGGUGGGGCUGGCCUACGAGUGGAACUUCAACGGCAGGGCGGAGACUGUUCGCUCGGCGUUGGAUGUUGUGUCUGUCUGUUGCGUCGCGCCCAGAGUUCAACUACUGCUGACAGAGAAGAUUGACAUGAGAGACGCCGAUCUUAACACCGGCGUUAAUAUAGUGCUUGGUGCCGCGGACGGCGAGAUAGUACCGGAGCCGGAAGUGCAGAAGGCUGCUCUAAACGUGCUCGUUAAUUGCGUGUGCGCACCCGUUCAUAGGGCCGGGUCGUCCACUAGCCGUUUCUCACUGACCGGCUCCAGUAAAAAGAAGACUGUAUUAAAAUCGUACGAAGAUAUCAUUCAGAAGGUGUGGGAGAGCGUCAGGACCAACAACGGAAUUAUGGUGCUGCUGUCGCUGAUGCUGGUGAAGUCGCCGAUCACGGACGCGGACCGGCUGCGCGGGCUGGCGUGCCGCGCGCUGGCCGGGCUGGCGCGCUGCCCCACCGUCCGCCAGAUCAUAUCCAAGCUGCCGCUGUUCACCACCUCGCAGAUACAAGUGCUAAUGCGCGACCCGAUCCUUCAGGAGAAGCGGCAGGAGCACGUGAUGUUCCAGAAGUACGCGCUGGAACUGCUGGAGAGGGUCUCCGGCAAGAGCAAGCAUAUGGGCGCCGAGUUUGAGACCUCUCUGGCCAACAUACACAGGGCGAACGUGGUGGCCCAAACGCGGAUAAAUUACAACGAGCGGCAACUGUUGCAACUGGUGGCGUGGGAUUUGUCCGCGCGCGGGCUGGCCCGGAGCGCGGCCACGCUGCGCGCGGAGGCGGGGCUGCCCGCGCCCGCGCCGCCCGCGCCGCCGCCGCCGCCCCCGCCGCCCGUCUACGCCACCGCCACGCCCAACAGGGCUCGCCUCUCAGUGUCCCGGACGAACAGCGUCGGCUCCGUACACCGGGAGAUCGACAUGAACCACACAGACGAACACACACCCACGCCGCUCGUCAUAAGGCUACGGAAAGUUUCAAAUCCAACCCUGAGCGCAGUAUCGAGCCCGCUCUCGUCUCUAGCUACGCCCGAACGCCACCGCUCCCUACAGAAGCAGCCCUCAGUCCCGGCCCUCCCCGAACCCACGCCCCCCCCUCGUGUGACCUUACACUCCAUAAUAACAGAAUACCUUUACAAUCAACACUCGCUGUGCAAGAAUCCGGUGGUCACAUGUCCUCAGUUUAAUCUUUUUGAGCCGCACAAGUGCCCGGAGCCGCGCGAGCGCGCGGGCACGUCGAACGUGUGCGCGCGCGUGUUCCGGCGCGCGCUGGGCGCGCACGUGGGCCGCCGCGCCGACGCGCGCCUCGUGCACGCGCACUUCGCGCCCGCGCGCACGCUGCGGCUGCAGGACGACGACGCGUGCUUCACGCAGGCCAUAUACCACCCGACUCAACAUCAACUGCUAACGGCGACAUCUUCCGGCGACAUCAGGGUGUUCAACCUGUUCUCCGGCGUGGAGGAGAACUCUUACCAGGUCCACGAGUCGUACAUCUCUCACAUGCAGGCAAGCCGAGACGGCCUACUGUUGCUAGCUUCGACCCCCACCACGUGGCGACCUCUAUCGGCGCUGUGGAACAUGAAGGAGUUUGAGCAAUUAUUCCAAUUAGAAAACGAAGAGUACGUGGAGUUCUCCAAGAUGUCCGACGACCGCAUCAUCGGCACUAAAGGCGAGACGGCCACUAUCUUCGACACGCUGACAGGAAGAGAGCUGAUGACCCUGACCCCCGCGAUCAGCAACCAAUAUGCCAAAAACAGAGCUACCUUCAACCCUAGCGACGAACUGGUUCUGUCAGACGGCGUACUAUGGGACGUGAAUACGGGCAAGGAGAUCCACAAAUUCGACAAACUUAACCAAACCCACAGCGGGGUGUUCCAUCCUAACGGGCUUGAGGUAAUAUCGAACACAGAAGUGUGGGACUUACGGACUUUCCAUUUGUUGAGAACUGUACCUACUUUAGAUAAAGCGGAGGUGCUGUUCAAUCCCACAUGUUCAGUGCUAUACGCGGUGUGCUCGGACCAGGACUCGGAGGAGAGGAACCAGUUCGACACCAGCUUCAGGACCUUGGACGCGUACGACUACUCCAGCAUAGCGACGAUAGAAGUGAAACGCAACAUAUACUCGCUGGGCGUGUCCGGCUGGGGCACGCAGAUCGCGCUCGUGGAGAACGUGGGCGACGUGGACCACGUGCAGGAGUCCGCCGUGCGCCUCUACGACGUCGGCCGGCGCCGCGACCACGACGACGACGCGGAGGAGGACGACGAAGAGGAAAUGGCGGGCGGCUCGGACAACGACGACGGCUCCGACUCCGGCUCCAACGACGAUGAUCUGGCGACGAGUCUGUUAAGGAACGCAGUGAUGGGCCUCGCGGAGGGCAGCUCCGGCGACUCGGACAGGGAUGAUGACAACGAGGAGAGGCCGAGGAGGAGGAGACGCGCCAGGAGACGGGCGGCCGAAGGUCAAAGUAGUGACAGCGAAGGGGGAAUAGAUCUAGGAGACAUCAUACAGUUUGAACUGGACUAAUACAACGCUGCAACC